Messenger RNA from Cylicocyclus nassatus, 876 nucleotides. The record is from the annotation of a GenBank genome assembly. NCBI's taxonomy places the organism in Eukaryota, Metazoa, Nematoda, Chromadorea, Rhabditida, Strongylidae.
AUGCUGCCCCUGGCUAUCUCCUUUUUAUUUACUGUUUGUAUAGGAUCUAUUGUCCUUGGCGGUACUGCAGCCGAGCAAUCAUUUCCUCCUGGAACCAGUGACCAUAUUUCCCUGCGCGGUUAUACCACCGAUGCCCUACAAGAAGACGAUAUUGAACCUGAAACGGAAAAUCGUCUGCAAACAUUCCUGAAGAGAAGGAAGCGAUACGUAGUCCGUAAGAAACGAUGGCGCAGCAAUCUCCUUACAUGGCGACUCGACAAGGCUAAUGUAAAGGAUGAAGAUGAGUAUGUUAUUAGAACUACGCUUCAUCGGGCGUUCCAAGAGUGGAGCUCCGUGGCUAAUGUUCGGUUUGAUGAGGUUAACGAUGGCCCAGCAGACAUCGUUGUCGGUUUUGAGCGAGGGAAACAUAACGAUGCUUUUCCCUUCGAUGGCAAGGAUGGCAUCGUUGCACAUGCUUUCUACCCCCGUGAUGGUCGAUUACACUUCGAUGCUGACGAAGAUUGGAGUUUGAAUUCUCCAACUGGAGUGAAUCUGUACCAGACCGCUGUUCACGAGAUUGGCCACAUACUUGGUUUGGAGCACUCUGUGGAUCCGCAAGCAGUAAUGUUCUCAGCGCGGAGACCGUAUGAUCCGGACUUCGCUUUGGGAGACGAUGAUGUGCGCGCUGUUCGUGCACUUUUUCCAUUUGACGACGACUUGGAGGAAAGAGAGCAGAAGAAGAAGUAUUACUACGAAAAGGAGUCCAGCGGCGAUCGCGAUCCGACCUUAUCACAAGUCGUUGAGAAUUUGGAGCUGGAGCCGCUUGAAAAAGAGCGAAAGAUUCGCGAUGACGAGCUUACAUUCCCUUUCCCUUUGCCAUUCUUCCAACCGCGAUAA